Aplysia californica (California sea hare) is the source of this 584-nucleotide messenger RNA. RefSeq lists its product as uncharacterized. The record is from RefSeq and is a predicted model, not a curated record. Lineage: Eukaryota; Metazoa; Mollusca; Gastropoda; Aplysiida; Aplysiidae.
GGUAAAAUUUUAAACUUGUACAAUCAACUUUGCAGGAAGUAGUUCUGGAAUUGGCGCCGCAGUGGCUAAACUGAUGGCAAGACGGGGGGCAAAGGUCACUCUUCAUGGACGCAACCAGGCCAAUUUGGACGCAGUGAAGGAGGAGAUUGUCCAAGUUACCGACAUCUCCAGCGAUGUAAUCAGCGUCACAGGUGACGUCACAGAUGCUGCAGUGAGAGAGAAAAUUGUGUCUGAAACACUGGACGCUUUUGGCCAGAUCGAUAUACUGCUCCUGCAGGCGGGUGCUGCCAUGUCCGCUCUUGGCAUCUACGGAGAGGCGGAAGAUGUCGCUGAGAUAGUCGCCUUCUACGCCUCCGACGCCGCGAGGCUCAUCACAGGAGACAACAACAUCAACGACGCUGGCAUCAGUCUGCCCUUUCUCUUCAAAGGGCCUCAAUGCAAGGAUUCCUGAUCUCAGUUUCCCCGCAUGAAACCAAAGGGAUGUUGAGCGACUGAAUAGCAUUUUGCUCCAUUAUAAUGAUGAUAAUAGGCAUGUAACUCGUAUCGAUGAUGAUGGUGAUGGUGAUGAUGAUGAUGAUGAUGAU